This is a messenger RNA of Cinclus cinclus, 897 nucleotides long. It is a transcript of the gene NTF3, whose product is annotated as neurotrophin 3. Gene Ontology annotation, molecular function: growth factor activity; nerve growth factor receptor binding. The record is from RefSeq and is a predicted model, not a curated record. Gene Ontology annotation, biological process: neuron projection morphogenesis; positive regulation of peptidyl-serine phosphorylation; nerve development. The transcript is spliced from 2 exons. Lineage: Eukaryota; Metazoa; Chordata; Aves; Passeriformes; Cinclidae. Bases 25 to 897 code for a protein of 290 amino acids.
UUGAAGUUCUAUGUCCCUUCUUCCAUGUACUGUGUAACAACAACAAAAAAGAGCCCACCCACCGCUGCACACAGAGUAAAUCCUGGAAAACUGACUUUUCAGAUCUUACAGGUGAACAAGGUGAUGUCCAUCUUGUUUUAUAUGAUAUUUCUCGCUUACCUUCGUGGCAUCCAGUCUUCCAACAUGGAUCAAAGGAGUUUGCCAGAAGAUUCGAUAAAUUCUCUUAUUAUUAAACUCAUUCAGGCAGACAUUUUAAAGAACAAGCUUUCUAAGCAGAUGGUAGACAUUAAGGAAAACUAUCAAAACACGGUGCAGAAAGCAGACACUCAGCAAGACAUGGAUGGAGAGGAAAAUGUGAAAUCAGAUUUCCAGCCAAUUGUCUCAGUGGAUACAGAUCUCUUGAGGCAGCAGAGACGCUACAACUCGCCCCGAGUCCUCCUGAGUGACAACACACCGCUGGAGCCGCCACCGCUGUACCUCAUGGAGGAUUAUAUUGGGAAUUCCAUGGUGCUGAACAGAACCUCCCGGCGGAAGAGGUACGCGGAGCACCGGGGCCACCGGGGGGAAUACUCUGUUUGUGACAGUGAAAGUUUGUGGGUCACGGACAAAUCCUCCGCCAUUGACAUUAGGGGACACCAGGUGACUGUUCUGGGAGAAAUUAAAACGGGCAACUCUCCAGUUAAGCAAUACUUUUACGAAACGAGGUGUAAAGAGGCCAAGCCUGUAAAAAACGGCUGCCGCGGCAUUGAUGACAAGCACUGGAACUCCCAAUGCAAGACAUCCCAAACUUAUGUCAGAGCACUGACUUCAGAAAACAACAAACUGGUGGGCUGGAGGUGGAUAAGGAUAGACACUUCCUGCGUGUGCGCCUUGUCCAGGAAAAUAGGAAGAACAUAG